UCAGUAAUUUUCGCUUACACGGUCACACUUCUGAUGACGUUUUUUCGUAUUUUGAAGGGAAUGUAAAUGUGGAAAAACUGAGAGAUUUGCAACAUGCAAACAUCCACGACACGCUAAAAACUCUCCGAGUGCCGCCACACGACAAUCCAACCGAGAGGAGAACUCCGCACAGCUGGCGGAGCACCCAGAAGGCAGCAGGCGAAAGUUGCGUGGCUGUUGUUUCCGGAAGCGGUGGGCAGAGGGAAAUCCGAAGCAGUGGUAGUAGGGAAAGAGGCAUCGAAACCCACCCAGCGAAGGCGACCUUGGGAGUGGCAGCGGCCCAAUAUGCACAACAACUCCACAAAAACCAAGGAAAUGUUCAUCGUGCGUGCUCUAGAGAAGAUCCUUGCCGACAAGGACAUACGGCGCUCCCAUCACUCGCAGCUGAAGAAGUCCUGCGAUUCGGCGCUGGAGCAGAUCAAGGCGGAGCUAAUCAGUGCCGGCCAGAUCGCAGAGGGCAAUGAGCUGCCCUGUGCCGCACUCCCGCUGCCGAAGAAUGAUGCAGCGAGCAUCAUAAAUGCGGAGACCUACUUUCUCCCCUUCGAGCUUGCCUGCAAGAGCCGCUCGCCCAGGAUCGUGGUCACCGCACUGGACUGCCUGCAGAAACUCAUUGCCUAUGGCCAUUUAACGGGAUCCAUUCAGGACUCGGCCAAUCCGGGUCACCUGCUCAUCGACCGUAUCGUUGUGACCAUAUAUGGAUGCUUCAGUGGUCCCCAGACGGACGAGGCCGUCCAGCUGCAGAUAAUAAAAGCUCUGCUCACGGUGGUCACCUCGCAGCAUGUGGAAAUCCAUGAAUUCACACUCCUACAAGCUGUGCGCACCUGCUACGACAUCUAUUUGUCCAGCAAGAACCUGGUCAAUCAGACGACGGCACGCGCUACGCUUACCCAAAUGUUGAACGUGAUAUUUGCCCGCAUGGAGAACCAAGUGUACGAGCUACCACCUCCCAAUUCCAAUCCCAUCAACGGCAGCAUCCACUCGGAGGAUUGCAAUGGCUCGGGAGAGGAGUCGCUGCGGGAUUCCGACGAAGUAAUUGCCUCGGAACUGCUGGCAGAGAUCAUAUCAGCUGCCUACAAUGAGGCGAUGAAGGAUCAGGAAUCGGUCGGUGAGCCAGAGCCAACACAUAAUGGAAACGACUACUCCUCGCACUCGGAUCACGACAGUGUGGAGCUGCACAGCGAGAACGAUGCGGUGGUAACGGCUAAGUUUACGCACAUCCUGCAGAAAGAUGCGUUUCUCGUAUUCCGGGCACUGUGCAAGCUAUCGAUGAAGCCUUUGCCGGAUGGACAUCCAGAUCCGAAAUCGCACGAGUUGCGUUCCAAGGUGCUUUCACUGCAUCUGCUGCUGCUCAUCCUCCAGAACGCCGGGCCCGUCUUCCGCUCCAACGAGAUGUUCAUCAUGGCCAUUAAGCAGUACCUAUGCGUAGCCUUGUCCAACAACGGAGUCAGUCUGGUGCCGGAGGUCUUCGAGCUGUCGCUUUCGAUCUUCGUUGCCCUACUCUCGAACUUCAAGGUGCAUCUUAAGCGGCAGAUAGAGGUGUUCUUCAAGGAAAUCUUCCUCAACAUACUUGAGGCGAACUCGAGCAGCUUCGAGCACAAAUGGAUGGUAAUCCAAGCGCUGACACGGAUUUGCGCUGACGCCCAGUCCGUGGUGGAUAUAUAUGUUAAUUACGAUUGCGACUUUUCGGCUGCAAACCUUUUUGAGAGACUGGUCAAUGACCUUUCGAAAAUUGCCCAGGGUCGUCAGGCUCUCGAGCUUGGCGCCAAUCCGAUACAAGAGAAAUCGAUGCGCAUUCGCGGCCUGGAGUGUCUUGUCUCCAUUCUUAAGUGCAUGGUAGAGUGGAGUAAGGACUUGUAUGUUAAUCCAAACAUGCCGGUUCCACCUAUGCAAGUCCAAUCGCCGACAAGCACUGAGCAGGAUCAGGCGGACACAACUAUCCAAACGAUGCAUAGCGGCUCCAGUCAUAGUUUGAACUCCAAUCAGGAGCAACUGCAGGAUCUUCCCGAGGCAUUGGAGGAGCGCAAGAUGCGCAAGGAAGUGAUGGAAACGGGCAUUGAGUUAUUCAAUCGUAAGCCUCAGAAAGGCGUGCAAUUCCUGCAGGAGAAGCAGCUGUUGGGUGCCACAUGCGGGGAUAUUGCGCGAUGGCUGCACGAGGACGAACGACUGGACAAGACAGUGAUUGGAAACUACAUUGGCGAGAAUGACGACCACUCAAAGGAAGUGAUGUGUGCUUACAUCGAUGCCUUUGAUUUCCGCCAAAUGGAGGUGGUGGCCGCCUUAAGAUUUCUCCUCGAGGGGUUCCGCCUGCCAGGAGAAGCACAGAAAAUCGAUCGACUGAUGGAGAAGUUCGCCAGUAGAUACUGCGAGUGCAAUCCGAAGAACCAGCUAUUCCAAAGCGCAGACACCGUCUACGUGCUGGCAUUCAGCAUCAUUAUGCUGACCACGGAUCUUCAUUCGCCGCAGGUCAAGCACAAGAUGACCAAGGAGCAGUACAUUAAAAUGAACCGUGGCAUCAGCGACAGCAAGUCCGAUUUGCCCGAGGAGUACUUGUCGUCCAUCUACGACGAGAUUUCCGAACACGAAAUUAAGAUGAAGAACAAUUCCGGUAUGCUUCAACAGGCGAAACCCACUGGAAAGCAGGCCUUCAUCACGGAGAAGCGCAGAAAGCUGUUGUGGAACAUGGAGAUGGAGGUCAUCUCGCUGACGGCCACCAAUCUAAUGCAGUCAGUUUCGCACGUCAAGUCACCCUUCACCUCGGCGAAACACUUGGAGCAUGUCCGGCCCAUGUUCAAAAUGGCCUGGACACCAUUUCUGGCCGCUUUCUCCGUGGGUCUCCAGGACUGCGACGAUCCGGAGAUUGCUACACUCUGCUUGGAUGGCAUCCGUUGCGCUAUUCGAAUCGCCUGCAUAUUCCAUAUGUCCUUGGAGCGAGAUGCCUAUGUCCAAGCCCUGGCCCGGUUUACUCUCCUGAAUGCUAACUCGCCCAUCAACGAGAUGAAGGCCAAGAAUAUCGAUACCAUCAAGACACUUAUAAUGGUGGCCCACACGGAUGGCAAUUAUCUGGGCAGCAGCUGGCUGGAUAUAGUGAAGUGCAUUAGCCAGCUGGAGCUGGCACAACUGAUUGGCACUGGGGUGCGGCCCCAGUUUCUCUCUGGGGCGCAGACCACGCUCAAGGACUCGCUUAAUCCCAGCGUGAAAGAGCACAUCGGCGAGACGAGCAGCCAGAGCGUGGUGGUCGCAGUCGAUCGUAUUUUCACCGGCUCAAUGCGACUGGAUGGCGAUGCUAUCGUGGACUUCGUAAAGGCCCUGUGCCAGGUGUCUGUGGAUGAGCUUCAGCAGCAGCAGCCGAGGAUGUUCUCCUUGCAAAAGAUAGUGGAAAUCAGUUACUACAACAUGGAGCGUAUUCGUCUGCAGUGGUCGCGCAUUUGGCAAGUUUUGGGUGAGCACUUCAAUGCGGUCGGCUGCAAUAGCAACGAGGAGAUCUCGUUUUUCGCCCUGGACUCACUGCGCCAGUUGUCGAUGAAGUUCAUGGAGAAGGGCGAGUUCAGUAACUUUCGCUUCCAGAAGGAUUUCCUGCGUCCCUUCGAGCACAUUAUGAAGAAAAACGCAUCUCCGGCAAUACGAGAUAUGGUUGUGCGUUGUAUUGCCCAGAUGGUAAACUCACAAGCGCAUAACAUCCGUUCCGGCUGGAAGAAUAUCUUUAGCAUUUUCCACCUGGCAGCGGGAGACAACGAAGAGCCAAUUGUGGAGCUGGCCUUCCAAACCACGGGCAAGAUCAUUGGUGAUCUGUACAAGCGUCAGUUCGCCAUCAUGGUGGACUCGUUCCAGGACGCGGUAAAGUGCCUGUCAGAGUUCGCCACCGCCAGAUUCCCGGAUACCAGCAUGGAGGCCAUACGUCUAGUGCGUACCUGCGCGCAGUGCGUCCACGAGGCACCACAACUGUUUGCGGAGCAUGCCGGCAUGGAGAACGACGCCUCGGUGGCCGAGGAGGAUCGUGUUUGGGUGCGCGGCUGGUUUCCCAUGCUAUUCUCGCUUUCCUGCGUUGUCAAUCGCUGCAAAUUGGACGUGCGUACUCGCGCCUUAACCGUGCUCUUUGAGAUUGUGAAGACGUAUGGUGAGAGCUUCAAGCCCCAUUGGUGGAAGGAUCUCUUCAAUGUGAUCUUCCGUAUCUUCGACAACAUGAAAUUGCCGGAGCACGUCACCGAGAAGUCCGAAUGGAUGACGACCACCUGCAACCACGCCUUGUACGCUAUCAUUGAUGUCUUCACGCAGUAUUUCGAUGUUCUUGGUCAUCUGCUGCUGGAGGAGCUCUUCGCCCAGCUGCAUUGGUGUGUUCAGCAGAGCAACGAGCAGUUGGCGCGAUCUGGCACCAAUUGCCUGGAGAACCUCGUCAUUUCGAAUGGAUUCAAGUUCAACGAGUCCACCUGGGACAAGACGUGCCAGUGCAUCCUGGACAUCUUCAACGCCACUUUGCCGCAGGAUCUCCUCAGUUGGCGGCCGAAAGCACAUUCCAGUAACAAUAUACCCCAGGAGCACAACCACUUCGAGGCGCUGCAUAUCCGCUGCGUAGUCCAGCUGGAACUGAUACAGACCAUGGACAACAUUGUCUUCUUCCCGGCCACGUCGCGCAAGGAGGACGCCGAAACGCUGGCCCAGGCGGCGGCAGACUUAACAGGCGGCAGAAGCGGAUCGCAGUCGCAGCUGCUGGAAUGCCAGCGGGAAGAACAGGGAAUGUACGGCUAUCUGAGAACCCGCCAGCUGCUCACCCUGGCCGACUGUCUGAUGCAGUCGCACCGUUUUGCCAAGCUCUUCAACGCCGAUCACGAUCAACGCAGCCUGCUGUGGCGGGCGGGAUUCAAGGGAUCUGUUAAGCCGAAUCUGCUGAAGCAGGAGACCUCGUCGCUGGCCUGCGUCCUGCGCAUUUUCUUCAAGAUGUACGGCGAUGAGAAUAGACGCAGCGAUUGGCCCGGCAUCGAGCAGGAACUGGUGCAGGUCUGCAAGGAGGCACUGGGCUACUAUUUGAGUCUGCAGAGCGAGGCACACCGAGAUGCGUGGACAUCGCUGCUGCUGCUCAUCCUGACGCGCCUGCUCAAGAUGUCCGACGCAAGGUUUGCCACCCACGUUUCCAACUACUACAGCCUGCUGUGCGAGAUGAUGUGCUUCGACCUCAAGCCCGAACUGAGAAGUGUCCUUAGGCGUGUGUUCAUGCGCAUCGGUCCAGUAUUCAAUAUAAUGAGCGUUAAAUAGUCACGGAGGAGCCGCAGCCACCUGGCUAGCUGACUCGGCCAUGUUAAUAGAUCGAUUCCCGAUCCACCCGAUCCUCCCGAAAUCCCCUCAAAUCGUAGUUCAUAGUGCGCCCUCUGGUUCCCUCGGCUUUGUUGUUAUGUUGGCACUUAAUCAUGCAUACAAGUAUAUAUAUUUUUAUUAUAUUUAUAAACAAUACAUAGUCAGAAUGUAAUGUUUACUAGGUUUAACGAGAAAUGUUGUUGUUUUUAUAUAUAUAUAUAUAUAUAUGUAUAUGUAUAUGUACAUACCCCCGGGUAUGCUAUGUAAGGCUUUAACGUGUGCGUGUGUAUAGUUUCCUUCAGUUACGAAUUUGGAUUUUGUUUCCCCGGUGUAACCACACUCUAACAUUCACCCACUAUCGAUUAGUGUGUACCGUAGAAUAAUGGAUUAAACCAGCAUUGUGCGCAGCCUGUAUAUUGCUAGUGUUAAUUUAAAUCAAAAUCUAUAUAAAUAUAUAUAUAUAUUUCAAAUAUACAAUA
Messenger RNA from Drosophila mauritiana, 5804 nucleotides. RefSeq names its product brefeldin A-inhibited guanine nucleotide-exchange protein 1 (gene Sec71). Lineage: Eukaryota; Metazoa; Arthropoda; Insecta; Diptera; Drosophilidae. Gene Ontology annotation, biological process: regulation of ARF protein signal transduction. The transcript has 3 exons. Gene Ontology annotation, molecular function: guanyl-nucleotide exchange factor activity. Bases 325 to 5286 code for a protein of 1653 amino acids. The record is from RefSeq and is a predicted model, not a curated record.